AAGGCGACCUUGCAGGACAGCCUCCACAUUCUGAACAACGGACUAUUGUCUCCUGUGGCUUUUGAACAUGGAAAGUGUCCUGGACCCUUUCUCCGGCUUGGAGUCGUUCUCCUCGCCUCCUUAUUUCCACGAUGACGAGUUCUUCACUGACCAGUCUUCCAGGGACGGAGCUCUAGACGCAGACGACUUCUUAGAUGAUGACGUGGAUUUCCUCACGAGUCAUUUCCGAGACUAUUAUAGCAAAGACGGCUGCAACAGGAGUGAAGCUCACGAUGGCGACUACGACCUCGGCAACCUGUCUUUCUCCUCCUCCUCCUCCACCUUCUCAUACGGCUGUGCGGACAGCACCCCGGACCUCUCACCGCACAUGGGACAUCACAGUGGUCCGCUGCUGAAGACCAGGCGGCGGAUGCGGUCGGAGAUGGAGAUGCAGCAGCUGAGGCAGGCAGCAAACAUCCGGGAGAGGAGGAGGAUGCAGUCCAUCAAUGACGCCUUCGAGGGUCUGCGCUCCCACAUUCCGACCUUGCCUUACGAGAAAAGACUGUCCAAAGUAGACACGCUGCGGUUGGCCAUCGGCUACAUUAACUUUUUGGCUGAGCUCGUGCAGUCCGACAUGCCGAUCAGUAACUCCAACAGCGAGGUGCUGGUCCAACCCAAGAAAGUGAUCAUCUGUCACCGAGGAACAAGAUCUCCAUCACCCAGCGACCCAGACUACGGCCUCCCACCUCUGGCUGGACAUUCGCUCUCAUGGACGGAUGAGAAGCAGCUCCGCGAGCAGAAUAUCAUCCGCACAGCCAGAGUCUGGACCCCCGAGGACCCUAGAAAAAUUCACAAGUCCAGCCUGACGGACAUCGAGAAUGAGCCUCCUUUUAGGCUGGUGGCCUGA
Messenger RNA from Synchiropus splendidus (mandarinfish), 886 nucleotides. RefSeq names its product pancreas associated transcription factor 1a (gene ptf1a). Gene Ontology annotation, molecular function: DNA-binding transcription factor activity, RNA polymerase II-specific; RNA polymerase II transcription regulatory region sequence-specific DNA binding; protein dimerization activity. NCBI's taxonomy places the organism in Eukaryota, Metazoa, Chordata, Actinopteri, Syngnathiformes, Callionymidae. The coding region runs from base 68 to 886 and encodes 272 amino acids. The transcript has 2 exons. Gene Ontology annotation, biological process: regulation of transcription by RNA polymerase II; developmental process. The record is from RefSeq and is a predicted model, not a curated record.